Numida meleagris (helmeted guineafowl) is the source of this 2455-nucleotide messenger RNA. RefSeq names its product phosphate cytidylyltransferase 2, ethanolamine (gene PCYT2). The transcript has 12 exons. The record is from RefSeq and is a predicted model, not a curated record. Gene Ontology annotation, cellular component: cytoplasm. The coding region runs from base 211 to 1263 and encodes 350 amino acids. Gene Ontology annotation, biological process: phosphatidylethanolamine biosynthetic process. Gene Ontology annotation, molecular function: ethanolamine-phosphate cytidylyltransferase activity. NCBI's taxonomy places the organism in Eukaryota, Metazoa, Chordata, Aves, Galliformes, Numididae.
GGGGCCGUCCCCGUGACAGCCGCGGCCCGGAGCGCCGUGCGAGCGGAUGGCGGCGGGGCGCUGCCCCGGGAUCCGGCUGCGAAGGCGUUAAUCGCGGCCCGCGACGGGCGGCAGAGAGACUUGAAGCGUCGCCGGGGGAAGGUCGCCGGCUGCAGCCCCUCGGCACGGCGCGUCCCCGGCGCUGAGAGCCUUUGUCUUUGCAGCUAUGACAUGGUGCACUACGGCCACUCCAACCAGCUGCGCCAGGCGCGGGCCAUGGGCGAUUAUCUGAUCGUGGGAGUGCACACGGACGAGGAGAUCGCCAAGCACAAGGGCCCCCCCGUCUUCACGCAGGAGGAGAGGUACAAGAUGGUGCAAGCCAUCAAGUGGGUGGAUGAGAUUGCGCCCGGGGCUCCUUAUGUCACCACACUGGAAACCUUGGACAAAUAUGACUGUGACUUCUGCGUGCAUGGUGAUGACAUCACCUUAACGAUAGACGGCAAGGACACCUACGAGGAAGUGAAGACAGCUGGGCGAUACAGGGAAUGCAAACGCACUCAAGGUGUGUCCACCACCGACCUCGUUGGCCGCAUGCUGCUCAUGACUAAGGCUCACCACAGCAACAUAGAUGAGGACCUAGACUAUCGGAAGCACACUGACAACUUUGGGAAGGGACCAAAAGGUCAUAGUCCUUGGACCGGUGUCUCGCAGUUCCUGCAGACAUCUCAGAAGAUCAUCCAGUUCGCAUCAGGGAAGGAACCACAGCCAGGAGACACGAUCAUCUACGUGGCCGGAGCCUUUGACCUCUUCCAUAUUGGGCAUGUAGAUUUCCUGGAGAAGGUUCAUCAGCUGGCAGAGAGACCCUACAUCAUUGCUGGGCUGCACUUUGACCAGGAAGUAAAUCGUUACAAAGGGAAGAACUAUCCCAUCAUGAACAUCCACGAGAGAACGCUCAGUGUCUUGGCGUGUAGGUAUGUCUCGGAAGUGGUGAUUGGAGCCCCCUAUGCUGUCACUGCUGAUCUGCUGGAUCACUUCAAGGUAACUCUUGUGUGUCAUGGGAUGACUGAGGUGGUUCCAGACAAGGAUGGUUCUGAUCCGUAUGAGGAACCGAAGAGACGCGGCAUUUUCCAGCUUGUGGACAGUGGCAGCAAUCUCACCACAGAUUUAAUUGUGCAAAGAAUCAUCAAGAACAGGCUGGAGUUUGAAGCCAGGAACCAGAAGAAGGAAGCCAAAGAGCUGGCAGUAUUGGAGGCCAUGAAGAGACUGGAAGAGGAGAAGCACUAGACCAGCAGGGCGCAGAUGCGUUGCUCACAGAACGCCGCAGCAUCACCCUCUUCUGGACGAGCAAGGAGCUCUUCUAGGGAGGACCCUGAACAAGGACAGCGCUGCCAGUGUGCUCGGGAUGUGCUGUCCUACCCUCUCCUGCACUAAUUAUGCAGACAUAAUGAGUUGGGAUCUUGUUGCCUAGUUCUUCCUCUGUUAAUCAGCCACUGUUCCCUUUCCCAGGAGAAGAUUUGACAAAAGGAAAAAAAAAAAAGAAAAAAGAAAAAAGAGUUUUUAAUUAUGACUAAUGUUUUAACAUGUUGAUGUGCUUUUACUUUCUGCCAUUUCUGGCUUUUAGAAGAUUGGAAAUGGAGCAGCUGCCCAGGCCCCUCCUGCCCGCAUCCAGGUUCUGCUGUCCUGAUCGGAGUCUGCAUCUGGGAGCAGCCCUUCAGGCAGCGGUGCGUGCUGCUCAGCGGACUGGAGGGAUCCCAGGGGAACGGACACAGCCCUGCAGUUCCGUGAGCUUUGGGCUGGGGAUGCCAGGCCCAUCGCUGUGUCUGCUGCCAGCAGUGCUGCCUGUGCCCCGAGGUUCCCAGCGGUGCUUCUCGGCUGCUGCCUCUACACAAAUACCAGACCCGAACUGCUGCUGGUUUAACUGGAUAAAGCCCUUCUCCAGCUGUGGCCGGUGCCGGCGAAUCAUUUGCUUCACUGGUGACAGGCAGUAGCUUGGCAUCUGCUGAGGGGGGGGAGGCACAGAGUCCCUCAGGCCUAGUGUUCUCCUUGGUGAGUUGAGGAAUUUCUCUGCACGAGGCUGGAGCAUACAGGGGGCUCUUACCAACAGCCCUUUGUGCCCCAAGAUGUGCUGGACUCGGUGCUCCCCAUGGAGCGUGCCUGGGGCUGUGCUUGCUGCUGCCGCCAGAGUCCACCUUGUGCCUGACAGAUGUUACUGGGAGGAGUGAUGCUGUGGGCUGGAAUUUCACUUUUAUUUUCUGGGGGUUGAAGUGCAGCAUGUUUACCUCCUGCAGGGCUCUGCAGGGCCUGGGGAGGACUGGGAAGAGCUGGGUGCUGGGCUGAGCCCUUCUCUGCCUCGUACAUUCCAGGGUGCUGUGCUCGGCCGCUCCCCGCACUGUGCUGUACGGUCCCUCCAUGCCCAUUCUUUUGUCCUCUGUUGUAAACUUCUGUUGCUGAUCAUUAAUAAAACAUUGACGAGUUG